Molecule: messenger RNA, 849 nt
Organism: Trichoderma atroviride IMI 206040
Lineage: Eukaryota; Fungi; Ascomycota; Sordariomycetes; Hypocreales; Hypocreaceae
Source: RefSeq, a predicted model, not a curated record
AUGGACACCGUCCGGUCUCUCGUCCAGCCCAUCACGCACAACCUGCCGGCGCCCAUCCGGGACCUCGGCGUGUCCAUCGUCGGCGAGACGUGCUACAAGGCGCUGCUGCUCGACGUCGACAUCGAAAACACCGAGUGCGUCAAGCUCGCCGUCAGCAAGGGCCUGGGCAUUGGCAUCGUCGGCGCCUCGGCCGUCGUCAAGGUGCCGCAGAUCCUCAAGCUGCUCAAGUCCAAGUCCGCCGAGGGCGUGUCGUUCCUGUCGUACCUGCUCGAGACGAGCGCGUACCUCAUCUCGUUGGCGUACAACGUGCGCAAUGGGUUUCCCUUUAGCACCUUUGGCGAGACGGCCUUUAUCAUGGGCCAGAACGUCGUCAUUUCGAUGCUUGUUCUGAACUACAGCGGCCGGCCUGCCAUGGCGGCUCUGUUCGUGGCCGCACUGGCCAUUGGUGCGGCGGCGCUGUUUGCAGAAAAUGUCGUUGACAUGCAGGCGCUGAGCUACCUGCAAGCUGGCGCCGGUGUUCUCGGUGUUGCCAGCAAGGUUCCUCAGAUUCUGGCCAUCUGGCAGGAGGGAGGUACCGGCCAGCUCAGUGCUUUUGCGGUCUUCAACUACUUGGCCGGCUCGCUGUCUCGCAUCUUCACCACGCUCCAGGAAGUCGACGACAAACUGAUACUGUACGGCUUCAUCUCCGGCUUUGCCCUCAAUGCCAUCCUCGCUCUGCAGAUGGUGUACUACUGGAACGCCCCCUCUGCAAAGGCUAGAGGCAAGCGGAAGGAGGUUGUGCCCGUCGAGGCCCGCGGAAGCUCAACGGCCGUGCCCAAGAAGGGUCCCACCACUCGCCGCCGUGGUUAG